AGAAGAAAACAAUACAAAAUCCACACAACCCAUCACUCUCGCCCUCCUGUCCCUCUCUCGACAUGCCUGUCUAUCUCUCUCUCUCUCAUCUCUCUGCCCUCACAUACUUCUUUAUUGUCCUCUCUUGGAAGCCAACUCAAGUUACCCAUCUCUCUCUCUCUCUCUCUCUCUCUCUCUCUCUCUCUCUCUCUCUCUCUCUCUCUCUCUCUCUCUCUCUCUCUCUGUGUGUGUCUCUCCUCUUCUUGUGUUUUCGAUCCCUCUUCUCUCCUGUUGCUUGCUUGGUGUGGAGAAAAGAUAGCUCACUUUCCACAGCCCCAUCUCUCACAUCCUGCUUCCCCUCCACCCUACCUCCUUUUCUGCCCCCCACAAAAGCUAAACAAGCUUGCUGGUUCGCUUGCCUGCUUGGUAUUAGCUACCCCCAAGCAGAUCGGGCCAACCUGCAACUACUUCAAGAGAUCGCUGUCCCUGCCCUAGCAGCCUUCUUUCUCCUUCGUGACAACACAUGCAUGCACCCAGGCUGCUGCUUCCUGUGCUGUGCAUCACACGGGUCUUGGAAAGCUAGCCUCGUUAGCUUCUUGGUGCCAGUUGAUUGGAAAGGAGCGAGAGAAUUAUUGAGCGGUUGGCAUCAGCCGCUUGCAUCCACUAUAGAGGCAGCGAGCGAGAGCGAGAGGGAUCGGCAAAGGGCGCCCUAGGGGAGCUACUACUAGCUGCCGCACGAUACUACAGCCAUGUGCGACUACUUCCUUCCGAGGAUGGAGGGCGACCAGGCCGGCGGCGGAGACCUCACGGACAUCGUCCGGUCCGGCGGAGCCAUCCCUGGAAACGCCGCGGACACGCCGUCCACGGCCGCCGCGGACGAGUGGCAGCUCCAGGGGGACGCGACGAUGCUCUUCCCGCCGCUUCCCUCGUCGACGACAGCAUCGGAAGUAGGCUGCGCCGCCGUCUUCGGCACCGACCCUUUCUCCGGCCUCGUGGACCCGUUCAGUACCGACUACUCCUCGGGCGCCGACUUCCUGGACGCCAUGCCGGACGCGAUGGCCAAGGUCGGCUUCGACACGACGGCUAUCUGUGGCGGCAGCGGCAGCGGCAGCGGCUGCAGAGGAGGAGGCGGAGGCCAACUCAUAGACAUGAGCCGGAAGCAGCAGCCUCUCUUGCCGCGGGGGUUGCAGAUGCCGGCGGUUGGAGGAGUGCUGACGCCGAGGGUGGUGCUGCCGUCGCCGUUGUCGCCGAGGGAGAUACGACCGUACCCGGCGUUAGCCGGAGACAUGGUCAAGCUCGGAAUCACGGCCGGGCAGGUGGCCGGGUGCGCCAUCGACGCCGCCGUUGUCGACAUGCAGAUGUCUUCGCCUCGCGCCGCGGGCGGGAUCAAGCGCAGGAAGAACCAAGCAAGGAAGGUGGUAUGCAUCCCAGCGCCGACAGCAGCAGGGGGGAGACCAACUGGAGAGGUGGUUCCUUCUGAUCUCUGGGCCUGGAGGAAGUACGGCCAGAAGCCUAUCAAGGGUUCUCCUUAUCCAAGAGGGUACUACAGAUGCAGCAGCUCGAAAGGAUGCUCGGCGCGGAAGCAAGUGGAACGAAGUCGGAAUGACCCCAACAUGCUCGUCAUCACCUACACCUCCGAGCACAACCAUCCAUGGCCGACUCAGCGCAACGCCCUGGCCGGGUCAACUCGGAACCACCACAGCAAGAACAGCGGCGGCAGCUCAGGUUCCAAGAACGAGAAGCAACAGCAGCAAUCCAACACCGACGUCAAGGAAGAGCCCAACAAGGAUCCAGCCACCACCACGACGACGACGACGACCACUAGCACGAUCACUACAAUGACAACCAGUGCUUCUCCGGCAGCGGUCGUGAAAGAGGAGACUCUGGCAGCUGGGUCGUCAGAGGCGCCGCUGGGGCAAGUCAUGGAUACAGCAGCAGCAGCAGUAGACCACAGUAUCGAGCUCAUGGACCAGGUGUUCAGCUGUGAGAGCUACAAGCCGAUGAUGAUCCCGGAGGCCGGCGGCCACUCAUCUGACGACUUCUUCUCCGACCUCGCGGAGCUGGAGUCGGAUCCCAUGAGCCUAAUCUUCUCCAGAGAGUACAUGGAAGCGAAGCCAAGCGGUGGCGAUGGUGACCAUCGUGGGCACCAGGAGAAAGCGAUGACGUCCAAGGACCUGGAUCCACUGUUCGACAUGCUGGACUGGUCUGCCAAUUCCUCGUCGUCAGCAGUGAGCUCGUCGUUUGAGCAACAAGGAAACAGAGGGUAAUCGAUCGUCGAUCCAUUGGCAUAUGUACGUGCACACAUACGUUUGAUCAGAGAGAAGCUAAUAACAACAAACCCAGAGAAACUAAGAUCACCACAAGGUCAUGAGUUAAAUUAAGACGAGAGAGAGUUCCUCCUUUUUCUUCACUUUCUUUUCCUCUUUAGUUCUUUAAUUUGGUUCUUAUCAUAUCAUUUGUGUGAGAGAGAUUGGAAUUUUUUGUUGUUGUUGUUGUUGUUGAACGUGCUCGAUCUUGGAUAUGAGCCUUGUUUUUUAAGGUUUGUGUCA
This is a messenger RNA of Zea mays, 2528 nucleotides long. RefSeq names its product probable WRKY transcription factor 14. Bases 729 to 2246 code for a protein of 505 amino acids. The record is from RefSeq and is a predicted model, not a curated record. Gene Ontology annotation, cellular component: nucleus. Gene Ontology annotation, biological process: regulation of DNA-templated transcription. NCBI's taxonomy places the organism in Eukaryota, Viridiplantae, Streptophyta, Magnoliopsida, Poales, Poaceae. Gene Ontology annotation, molecular function: DNA-binding transcription factor activity; transcription cis-regulatory region binding. The transcript has 3 exons.